Molecule: messenger RNA, 477 nt
Organism: Acanthisitta chloris (rifleman)
Lineage: Eukaryota; Metazoa; Chordata; Aves; Passeriformes; Acanthisittidae
Gene: TSEN15
Product: TSEN15 tRNA splicing endonuclease subunit
Exons: 4
Coding region: 64-477 (137 amino acids)
Biological process (GO): tRNA splicing, via endonucleolytic cleavage and ligation
Molecular function (GO): nucleic acid binding
Source: RefSeq, a predicted model, not a curated record
CAGGGCAGCUGGGCUGGGGUCGCUGGCAGCAACUGGAUCACGACGCACCCCACGUUCACAGAAAUGAUGUCACUUGAUAUAUCUGACAGUACUCAAAUCUACACUGCGUUCAUGGUGUACCUGGACCUCCUGGAAGGGAGAAACUGGCAUGAGGUGAAGCAUGUGGGAGUAGCAGAACUGCAGCUGGUCUGUUUACAUGCACGUGCAAGGGAGCAGGAGAGUGUCCAAGUGAUGGUGCCAGUACCUGCACACAUACGGAUGAGCCAUGAGAGGUUAAGAGAAAUACUGAAGAAAGCCUCUCUCCCCCCGGAGGAUCCUGACACCCCAGUGUCAGUUACCUUGGCCAUAGUUGAGACAGAUUCCACCAUAGUCUACUACAAAAUGACUGAUGGCUUCGUGAUGCCAGAUCCUCCUGACGAUACCGAAGACAUGGACAAUAAACAGUGGAGGAAGAAAAGAAAGAGGCUUUUCAAAUGA